Molecule: messenger RNA, 3772 nt
Organism: Gadus macrocephalus (Pacific cod)
Lineage: Eukaryota; Metazoa; Chordata; Actinopteri; Gadiformes; Gadidae
Gene: carhsp1
Product: calcium regulated heat stable protein 1
Exons: 3
Coding region: 219-782 (187 amino acids)
Biological process (GO): regulation of mRNA stability
Cellular component (GO): cytoplasm
Molecular function (GO): mRNA 3'-UTR binding
Source: RefSeq, a predicted model, not a curated record
UGCACUUCUGAAAUGCAGAUCUAUUUUACUAAUUUCUUUGCAUAUGUUUUCUUUGACUUAUCUAUUAUUUAAUUUUAUUGCAUGACAAUGUUUAUAUGCGAAGCACUCUGAGUCUGCCUUGUGUAUGAAAAGUGCUAUAUAAAUAAAGUUGCCUUGCCUUGCCUUAAAAACCCCCUGAGGCUAAAGGGACAAUACAUCUAGGCUAGCACCGUCUCAUUAUGUGUUUGCAAAAACCUAUUCCCAUCUCCCUCCCAUCUCUUUUGGAUGGGCACCAGCUCCCCAAGGCCGUCCAGGUGCGUGGCGUUCUGUCGGCCCCCUCGCCGCCAGGGCUGCGUGUGGACGCGUGGGUGUUUCAUAUGAUGUCAUCGUUGUGCGCGUCUCUUCCAGGCUCCCUGCGGCUCCCGGCGUGUAAACACAGAGACCGUUCCCCCUCCCCGAUGAGGGGCUUCCUACUCCCCAGCCCCCUGCCCACGCGGAGGAACAGGACGUGCUCAACGAACGCCCGGGCGUCCGAGGGGCCGACGUUUAGCGGUGUGUGCAAGUGUUUCUCCCGCUCCAAAGGUCACGGCUUCAUCACUCCGGCCGAUGGCGGCAGCGACAUAUUCGUACACAUUUCUGACAUCGAGGGGGAGUACGUUCCCGCUGAGGGUGACCUGCUCAGCUACAAGGUGUGCUCCAUCCCCCCCAAGCACGAGAAGGUUCAGGCAGUGGAGGUGAGCAUCACCCGGCCCAAACCAGGGACCCCCCACGAGACCUGGGCGGGCGCCGUGGUCAGCAGCUGAAGACCAGCGCCCCCCCGGAGCGGAACAGGACGAAGAAGAGAGGAAGAGGAGGAGGAGGAGGGGGAAGGAUGAUGGGGAGGAGGAGGAACAGGGCGAAGAAGAGAGGGGGAGGAGGAGGAACACGACGAAGAAGUGAGGAGGAGGAGGAAGGAUCAUGAGGAGGAGGAACAGGACAAAGGAGAGAGGAGGAGGAGGAAGAGGGGGAGGAAGGAUCAUGAGGAGGAGGAACAGGAACAGGAAGAAGAAGAGAGGAGGGGGAGGAGGAUGAGGAGGGGGAGGAAGGAUGGUGAGGAGGAACAGGAAGUAGAAGGGGGGGGGGAAAGGAGGAUUGGGUGUUUGAGUGCUUUUAUAGUUUUGUUUUUUUCCGGCUAGCCCAUCAUAUAGCUCUUUCAGAGCCGUAAUCAUUCCCAACUGGAAGGAGAAAUUACAGGAGGGAGGUACUUAUGGGAGGGGGAGGGAAAGAGAGGACAUACAAACAUAGCUGAGGUUGCAGUGAGAGAGAAUUGUGUAUUUACCAGGGGCUAGCUCGCUAGCGACACACCCAGUUAGUUGGUUUGCUGUCAUCGUAUCACAUGUUGGGCCGACUCGUUUUUAGACACUCAACCGUAUGUUGUAAUAAUGGAAUCAAUCGCCCGAGACUUUCUCAUGCAUUUUACAGCAAAUGUGUGGAUGUUUAUGAGAAGGUCUGAGGGGGAAAAACAAACUGAUAUUAGUUAGACAGACCUUGAUGAGAAUUUAAUGUUUAUUAUUAAACGUAAGAUAUAAAGAGUUUUUGAACGAUUAUUUUCAUUAAAUGUUGAAUUUCUAUUGAAAUAUAUCAGCUUGAAACACUGUGGUUAACAUUCUCAGCUAUUUGGAUAGUUUACUGGAUAUACAUUUUUAUUUGUUACUAACAAAUGAGUGAGUGGGUAGUUUUUUUUAUCUCUGAUUUAACCAUUCUUAGCCUUUGUACCAAACCAAGCAGUUAUUACAAAAGUCUUUCAAGUGGACUCAAGAUGGCGACCCUACCGUUUAGCCUCUGUUCACACAACCACUAACCCUGGAAUGAUAGUAUAAUAGUGCCGGUGCUAACAUUUUGGUUUCUCGUUUUCUGCUGCUCUGUGUCUUGGGCUAGACUGCACUGAAAAGACUAAUCCUCUGCUCACUAAUCAUCACAUGCUUCAUUUGGAUUCCGUGUGACUUUCUCCACUAACUAACAGCCUUGCUCUUCUGAUGGGUCUUGACGGAAUAUAAAUGAUCUUUUUGGGAUUUGUACUGCUGCUCACCACCCACUGCCCCGUCUGUGCGUGCUCUCCCCAGGGCCUGUAUGUGUGGGCGGCACCUCAGCUCUCUGGAGGGCUGAGGACGUGAGAGAAUAAAGCGUUUUCAAACAUUGCUUGGUCGUGUCUUAUCCGAUUUUAAGAGGAUUCUUUAUUUAUUUUUUGCGAAAUGAAAAACCCAGAAAAUGUUUGUGAUGCAUUAAGAAAAAAGGUGUUCAUAUAAAUUGAAUUUAAGUACUAAUGUCACUUUGCAUUUAAAUUAAUAAUUAUUAGCGCAGUUCUAGACAUGUCUUCUGCAUAUAUCGUUUUCUUCUAGGCGCUGCUUGGCUGUGUAUUGCGUCAUUAAAACCAUCUAACAAAAAAUGCUACGUUAUACCAUGUAAAAUAAAAUGCUCCUGAAAUGGCUAUAUACUGCCCUCUUGUGUCUUAGGUUUAUAAAGUUUGAGGUCUACAUAACUGCUAUUUUAAUGGGUUAGGGUUAGGGUGAAAUAAAUACUGAUAAGGCCUACAUAACAGACGUUAAUAAACUUUUUGUGUUAUAGAAUGAGAGGUUAUGUUCAGUAACUUAAUCUCUUUGACCAAAAGGAUUGCCCAUAGACAUCCGUUCAUAAGCUUCUUUUCUGCUAUUUUGGGGAGUAUAGAAUAGCAUAGUAGUUGGUUGUGUAAAUCGUGCAAGUAUAAUGUAUACGUCCAAAUGGAGAGUAAAAGUAGUGCACGUUAUUAUGGCUUAUCUUUCACCUACUUUAAUAUUAUUUAUUGUAUCUUAGCUUUGUAUGGGUUUUUUUUCCUGUCGCUGUGAUUAGGGGUUUUAAAAGGGGUUUAUUGGCAUCUCAUUCAUGAACUUUGUCUGUUUUUAUUACCUCACUCACAGCCACUCAUUUAAUCACAAAAACAAGUUGCAUGAAAUACAUUCACCGGCAGUAAGGGUCAAGUAGAUGCUGCUUUCCAUUGAGCCACAUUGCAUUAGUACUUCCCUAGUUAACACUCUAUAGUAAACUAUUUAGGCAAUACGUAUAUGGGGAAAUUGGACACAUGCACGGGACAUUCAUCAGCGUCAUGUCAAUGGUGGUCCCAUAAACAAGCCGACACGUUUGGGAGUUUUCCCCCACCCUUAUUCACCUUGUGCUUACGUGUUGGACCAUCUCUGUCAGAGGAUAACGAUGCAUCAUUGGACAUAGUGCAGAAAUAAGUGAUUAUUUAAAGGCUGCAUUAUGGGUAUAAAGUAGUGCACUAUAUCGUCAACCACCGCAGUGUCACCCUAAAUAGUGCACUAUAUGAGUGGACCAGCACUUGCAUAUACACAACAUAAAAGCACAGAUAAAGGUCGAUACAAAAGACUUUAUUCUUACAAUAUCAAAAUUGACAGAUUUGUAGAUGGGAGAACUUGAAGUGGGAGAAACUAUGGUGGAUAUCAUGACUCCUUGUGGGCAGUUAAAGGAACUGCAAAGAACCCAUUAGAGAACGUGAUACCAAGAAUAGUUCAGAAGCAAGGAAAAGAAAAUUGUCAUUUUGUAAAUAACUCGGGCAUCAACAAAAUACAAAAAGAGGAAAACAAUAAAGUGUUAAGAAUGUAUUAAAGAAAUUGCUCAAAUGAAAAAGUCUGCAUAUCAUUAAAAAAACAAUUAUACCUCCUUCCACGUCCCCCGUCACAACUAUCUGACUGUUCAUGUAAAAAUACUACAAAUAGGUUUGUGGAAGGAAAGGCGAGAGGUAGGGGGGAGGGGGGGGUAU